CACGUGAUUAUCAGCUGACCCAACAACAAGUCGAGGAAGCAGGCUAUCACAAAUUAAGUAUUGCUAGGCUUAUUUUGAUAGCCUCAGUUAUGGAGUCUGCACUUGAAGAGCAUCUUGACGAAACCAUGAAGAAUCCAGCGGUGGUCGGUGUUCUCUGCACAGACCAACAGGGGCAUACGCUAGGCUGUCGAGGCUCUUUAACUGAUGACCAGGGUGGAGUUGUGUCUGUGUUGGCCCAACAAGCAGCAGCCCUUUGCAAAGAUCCGACAGACACUCCUACUGUGGUCCUGGAGUCUGACUCGGGGAAUAUCCUAGUGAGGAGGCAUGGCACAAUCACAGUUGCUGUCCACAAAAUCGCAUCAUGAAAACAAAAACGUGAGGCCUGACACAUCUUUCUAGUGCGGGGCCCCACAGAGAUAUAAGAGCCUCACCUAGCGUUUAGUAAAAAAAAAAGAGAAAAAAAAGAGUAAAAUAAAUACAAAUAAAAAAAAUAUUUAAAAGGUUUACCGAUCCAUUGGUGGUAUUUUCCCGUUAGCUAAUUUGCAAGAGGUUUCUUCGGCACUUCCACUGGCACACCCCAGUUGAGCCUUUCACAUUUCUACAGAGACCGGCUACAUGCUGAUUGGUUGAUUUUACAGCUCAAAUUUAAAGCUAGAAACUUUGUUCUAGCCAACAAAAUGAAAUGAAAAAGCGAAAACAAAGAAUUAAAACAAAUUUUGGCUAAAGAGCUCAAAGACUAGCCAGGCUGGCAGGUGUGCUUGAAACCAGCAAUAACACCCACUGUUAUUUCAGACAUUUAUUGUUUAUCUGUUGCCACAGCAACUCAUCCCACAGUUUUUGCACUAUGUAGACAUAAGUGUAACAAUUUUUCUUUCGGGGGGUGUUUAGGGGUGGGGGAGGGCUGACGCUCUGUUCUUGCAGGGGACCACAAUAAUUUAACAUACGCCAAUGGAGAAGUCGGUCUAUAAUAAUUUGUACAGUGAAUGCUAGUGACCAUCAUGUGUUCACACAUUCUGAAUCCAUGUAAAACAGAAGGUGCAGUCAAAAAUGUAUUCCCGUCUUGGCUUAAAAAAGGUAUUUAAUGUAGAAAAGAUGUGAAUAAUGAAUUAUUCGAAUGUCUAUUUUAAAUAAAUUCCACUGUGCAUAGAUGAGCAACACUAGGCUUAUGUUAAUGUGAGACCUUAGUGGGCUUUACAGUUUUUUCCGAUUGCUUAGACAGAAAUGUCAAAUAACAGUCAGUAAAACUUGACACUCAAGGAGCAAAACAGCAGCCCAGAUCUGCACAACUAUAAGCACAUUCUCAGCCUCACACUAUUAGCAAAAUACUACACACAGUGUUUUGAAACAUUUAACAAACUUUUCUACAUUAGACACAGAAAUAUAAGAUUGUCACUUAAUUGCCUUUUCAAGACACUGCCUUGUAAAAUGCCACACACGUGGACGAAUGGAUCAAACACGGGCGUCAGGUGUACAAGCACUAAAGUGCUGAAAUGUGAACAUACCAAUCAGGUGUAAGCACUAUAAAAAGGCAACAGGGGGCAUUCCAGAAAGCAGGUUAUGUGACAUACCCGGGUAUGUUAACUCCCCAGCUGACACCCAGUUUUGUAGCAACAUUU
Molecule: messenger RNA, 1616 nt
Organism: Hypomesus transpacificus
Lineage: Eukaryota; Metazoa; Chordata; Actinopteri; Osmeriformes; Osmeridae
Gene: lamtor5
Product: late endosomal/lysosomal adaptor, MAPK and MTOR activator 5
Exons: 4
Coding region: 90-365 (91 amino acids)
Biological process (GO): cellular response to amino acid stimulus; positive regulation of TORC1 signaling
Cellular component (GO): cytoplasm; lysosome; Ragulator complex
Molecular function (GO): guanyl-nucleotide exchange factor activity
Source: RefSeq, a predicted model, not a curated record